This is a messenger RNA of Nicotiana tabacum (common tobacco), 564 nucleotides long. The record is from RefSeq and is a predicted model, not a curated record. NCBI's taxonomy places the organism in Eukaryota, Viridiplantae, Streptophyta, Magnoliopsida, Solanales, Solanaceae.
AUGCCAAAGAGGAUUGAAAAGAAGAUGGAGACUUCUCGUUUCAAGAUGUAUAGUCACCGAUGGUGGAAUGGAGAGGUGCAAGAAAAAGUGAAGACCAAGAAAGCAGCGUAUCUGAAGCUAGUGGAUUGUGUAGACGAGGAGGAGAGAAGAGUGAAUAAGGAGCAAUAUAAGUUAGCUAAGAAGGAGGCGAAAUUAGUAGUUACAGCGAUCAAGACGGCAGCUUUUGGUCGUUUGUAUGAAGAACUCGAGGGCCGAGGCGCAAAUAAGAGGUUGUUCAGGUUAGCCAAGGUGAGAGAAAGGAAGACCCGUGACUUGGACCAAGUGAAGUGUAUCAAGGACGAAGAAGGUAGAAUUUUGUUGGAUGGGGGGCUUAUCCGUAGGAGAUGGCAGACCUACUUCUAUAGUCUCUUGAACGAGCAGGGGGGACAUGAACAUUGUACUAGGCAGAUUAGAAUUGAGGAGGUUGAGGGGGCUAUGCAUAAAAUAAGCAGGGGCAAAGCGACCGGGCCGGAUGAAAUCCCGAUGGAGUUUUUGAAGAGUGCGGGCAACGCGGGCUUGGAGUAG